AUGGAGCAUUUACCCCUGCAAGACAUGAAGGGCUUUCUGUUCCUCACACUCCUCCUGAUGCCCGUGCCUGCUGGAGCUGCUUGGAAUGCGAAAUACGCAGUAGAUUGCCCUGAUCCCUGUGACAGUAAUGCAUGCAAAAGUACCGCACGCUGUAAGCGAACGGUGCUGGAUGACUGUGGCUGCUGCAGAGUGUGUGCAGCUGCUCUGGGGGAGACUUGCUAUCGUACUGUCUCGGGUAUGGAUGGUGUCAAGUGUGGUCCUGGGCUGAAGUGCCAGUUUUAUACUGAGGAGGAUGACUUUGGUGAUGAAUUUGGUAUCUGCAAAGAGUGUCCCUAUGGUAGCUAUGGAAUGGAAUGCAGGAAAGCCUGCAACUGUCCCUCUGGCAUCUGUGACAGAGUAACAGGGAAGUGUCUGAAGUUCCCGUUUUUUCAACUGUCUGCUUCAAAGCCUCCAAAUCGACGAAAAAUAUCUUCACACACAGACAAUGACAUGGCAUCAGGGGAUGGAAAUUCUGUAAAAGAGGAAUUCGUUAAAGAGAAAGUUAUUCGCUCUCCAGUAAUGAAAUGGCUAAAUCCUCGCUGAUAUUUACUUACACUUGUAAGACUUUCAAGUGAAUGCAUUUCUCACAGAUUAUUGAAUACGCAACAACACACUUUAAGAGCAAAGUAGAUCUAUAAUGUAUGAAUAUGUAAUCUCUGAAGCUCAAAUGUGACCUGUUUUUAAUGAGAAAAAUGUUUACUUAAAAAUAGACUGUACAGUGUAUAUGACUUUUGAUAUUUGUUUUGAUAAGUAUUUGAACAGAGAAAUGUAUUGUGGCUUAUUGAAUGUAUAGUAAUGCUGAAAACCCAACAUGAUCAUUUAAAUAGUGCCAGAGGCUGACUCUUGCCGACCUGGUGCUGGCAAAGCUCUCACUGAAUGAAGGGAACAGUUUGGGUGAGUGAUACUAUUGCUGUGGAACCACCGUGAAAGAAACACAUAUAAACAACACCUCAGAUGGAAGGAACACCCCUGUUUAGUAACAAUAAUAACAACAAAAGCGCAAUAGUGUAUAUUAAAUAAACCAAUAUUAGUUGUUAAAAAAUUUCUAGUUUUUGGAAGUUGGUGACAAUUCCUUGGAGACAAAUAUGCCUUUGUUCAGAGAGAAAACAUCCAGCACUUCAGUUUAUACAUUGUGAAUAACUUAGGCAAGACACUGCAGAUAUAUAUUGUAUUUAGUUGAAUUUCUAAAGUUAAAUUUUGUACAGAGAAACAGCAGAUUGGUAAAUUCUACCGAUUUGUAGAAGGGGAUCUGAAACAAAAAAAGCUGCUUAUCAUUAUUUAAAUAUAUAUGUUUUUAUAAACCAGCUAGUUGGUGUCAUUAAGGUGAUAUCUGCAUUUCUUCUGGAAGAAUAGUGAGAGGCCAGCAAAAGGACCUUCAUGCUUUCUAUUUUCACUGCUGGCUAUGGCCCAGAUGUGACUCACAGGGAGUUUAUUUGAACCAGGAAAGUCUUGGACCCUCAGCAAGUGAUAAUGCAGCACAGAUUACAGUAUUUUGGUACCCAGUCCUUUGUUUCUCAAUUGCAUGAGCAAGUGGUCCCAUUUCAGCCAGAAGAAAAACUUAAAUGUGUUAGAGUGUUGCAGGAAUGGGCAGCCCCUCAUUCAGUCUAAGCUGGAUGAUACACAUGGAAUUCAAAAAUCACCAUUGAGAAGGGCUUGCUAACAUGUCUGAAAACAAACAGAUCCACAGAUAAAAACUGAUGUUGCUGUGUUAGGGUGAACCUAAAUGCCAUGAGUUUAGGAGCAACCUUGUAACACAGAGCACUCUCAUCGGAAGUGUGGCUUGAUUUUAACAUUUCCUUUGAAAUCAACCUUUGACAAUGACUGCAGUUAAAGAAGGAACACACAGUACAACAGCCAGAGUUUUGUUCAGGAUCUGAAAGCAUGCUUUUAAAACUAUGAACAACAGAAGCACUGAUGCCUUUAAAGAGAUCCAAAGUCAACAUCUGUGAAAGCAGGAUGUUUUCACCUGGGAAAGCAGGCAUGAAUCAUGCUGAUUUGGAACAAGAGGAUGAUGAUAGUAGUAGACAUCCAAAUGUCAUGCUGAAAGUGCGGGUUCUCUUGCAAUGAUUAUUGGAGACAUACAAACAUAAAUCUCAAACUAGCAUAAUACCACAUUUUAACCAGUAUUGAAUGUUAGGUUCUGAGAGGGAAUAAUGUUAUCUUGGGCUAUUUACUAGCAAGUGAAUUGAUUCUAAUCUACUGAUAUCAAAAGUAAUUUUUUUCUCAAUUUCAGUGAGAGCAGGAUCAAACUCAUGUCUUCCAGCAGACUGAUGAGGAAUAUUUAAAGAAUGUAGUAAAUACCGCAUACAUUAUUAAUAUUUUGCAACAGUGUCAUAAAUGACGAGUUCUUGAAUGUAAAUCUAAUAAGUCAGUUGGUUUUAAAAAGUGUAAUAUUAUUAUUGUUCAAUAAAAAACCCCAACAACUGAAAGCA
This is a messenger RNA of Vidua chalybeata, 2471 nucleotides long. It is a transcript of the gene ESM1, whose product is annotated as endothelial cell specific molecule 1. Lineage: Eukaryota; Metazoa; Chordata; Aves; Passeriformes; Viduidae. Gene Ontology annotation, cellular component: extracellular region. Bases 1 to 582 code for a protein of 193 amino acids. The record is from RefSeq and is a predicted model, not a curated record. The transcript is spliced from 3 exons.